Molecule: messenger RNA, 2281 nt
Organism: Arvicanthis niloticus (Nile rat)
Lineage: Eukaryota; Metazoa; Chordata; Mammalia; Rodentia; Muridae
Source: RefSeq, a predicted model, not a curated record
AUAAGCAGGUGGGCAUCCUUUUUGACCAGGGUCCGAAGAAUUGAGCUCUACCAUUGUCCCUGAUGAGCCCCAGGCCUAGCUGGUGACAAAUCCAUACAUGCCGGAUUUCCAUCAAGGCCGGCUCUCCCCCAAGCUUACUGGGAUGAAGAAAUAGCUACGGAUUCCCUUGGGAUUCACCCUCAAGAGAGCAGUGCACAUAGUUUGAAACAGAACCUAAUGGACAGGUGUGCAUCUUAGGGAAGCAGCUACCAGGGGACAAGAAGCUGUCACCAGCCCCCAAGGGAGUCCUGGCAGCAUGGACAACGACGAUGAUAAUGAGCCUCUUGAGUCCGAGACCAAAGAGCACAGAGCCACAGACUGGUCUGCUCACAGUUGCAUCCUUCCUGAUUCCUGAGCUGCUGCUGCUGCUGCUGCUGCUGCUGCUGCUGCUGUUACUCAGAUUACAUGUUACAUGAAAGCUCGUCACAGAGGCUUGGGAAUAUUGGGACCUGACUCUGUGAGCAAAAACUAAGACAUACACCUACUUGGGGUCAUUAAGGAGUCCACCUUCUAGAAUCUGAAUUGCGAAGAUGAGACUGAAGCUGCAUUGGCACCUCAGAACAGUGAUGACACCCUCUACUGUGAAGCUGAAGCCCUUCCAAGUGUUGAGAAAGAGAAAGCUAACCGGGAGGAUUCCGAAACUGACCUGGAAAUUGAAGACACAGAGAAAUUCUUCAACAUCGGACAGAAGGAGCUGUACCUGGAGGCCUGCAAACUGGUGGGUGUGGUGCCCGCCUCCUACUUCAUCCGGAACAUGGAAGAGUCCUGCGUGAACCUCAACCACCAUGGUCUGGGCCCCCUGGGUACCAAAGCCAUUGCUAUAACUCUGGUGUCCAACACCACAGUUCUCAAACUGGAGCUGGAAGACAACUGCAUCCAGCAGGAAGGCAUCCUAAGUCUAAUGGAGAUGCUGCAUGAGAACUACUACCUACAGGAGCUGGUAGGGCGCCCUCCUCCUCCAGCUCCUCCUGGCACACCUGGGGACUCAGAACCACUCAAGCCAAGCCAGAAACCCAACCCCCCACCCCACGCCCAGAACGUGUCAAACAAUGGCCUUGGUUUGGAAGGAGCCAGGAUCAUCUCGGACUUCCUCCAGGAGAAUAACUCUUCGCUAUGGAAACUAAAACUUUCAGGAAACAAGUUCAAGGAAGAAUGUGCUUUACUUUUAUGCCAAGCCCUGUCGUCCAAUUACAGAAUCAGGUCACUGAACCUCAGCCACAACGAAUUCUCUGAUACUGGAGGGGAGUACCUGGGACAGAUGCUGGCCCUUAAUGUAGGGCUCCAGUCAUUGAACCUGAGCUGGAAUCAUUUCAACAUUCGGGGAGCUGUGGCCCUGUGCAAUGGUCUCCGGUCUAACGUGACCCUGAAGAAACUGGACGUGUCCAUGAACGGCUUUGGGAAUGAUGGAGCUCUGGCUCUGGGGGACGCCCUCAGACUCAACAGCUGUCUGGUCUACGUUGAUGUCAGUAGUAAUGGCAUCACCAAUGAGGGGGCCUCCAGAAUCAGCAAGGGCCUGGAAAACAACGAGUGUCUCCAAGUGCUGAAGCUUUUCCUGAACCCUAUAAGCUUGGAGGGGGCGUAUUCUCUUAUCAUGGCCAUCAAGAGGAACCCAAAAUCCAGGAUGGAAGACCUUGACAUUUCUAAUGUUCUGGUAUCAGAUCAGUUCGUCAAAGUCCUGGAUGGGGUCUGUGCCAUUCACCCCCAGCUGGAUGUGUUAUACAAGGGAUUGCAGGGUCUCUCCUCCAAGAAAACCAUUGCCCUGGGGACCAGCCCCAUGAAGCUGAUCCAGAACUACGCAGACCAAAAGAAGAUCUCCGUAGCCGAGUUCUUCAAGGGCUUGAAUCCUUCAGGAUUAAUGACAAUGCCUGUGGGGGACUUCCGGAAAGCCAUGAUCCAGCAAAGCUACAUCCCCAUCAACCGGUACCAGGUGAGGGAGCUGAUAAAGAAACUGGAUGAGAAGAAGGGUAUGGUGAACUUCAGUUCACUCACAUAGGAAGACUUGAGCAAGACACUGGGACCGAUGCGUGAGGAACUCCAGUCCACAUGACAAAGGGACAAUGCUCAGAACUCCAAGUUUCUUAAAAGCCCAGAAGUCACAACAGCUGGUCAGGUCUGAAGAGAAGUAAGUGCCAGACAAAGAAGUUCUGGCAAGUUGUGUGGCUAUGAGGAGACCAAAGGCCAGAUGGAGAGAUGCCAUGACCAGAACUAAGUGUGAGCAAAUAAAAUCUGGCUUGAUUCUGGG